GAUGGUGCAAGAGAUACCAGCCACCCCUCCUUAACCAGCACCUCCCCCCCCACCUCACCACCUCUUUCCUCCCAUCGCCGCCCACUUCCACGUGAUGUGGGCAAACCAGUCAGCGAGUGGGACUGGGGAGUCUGGACAUAUUGGGGAGCCAAGAAGGGGGAUGGGGGACAAAAAGAGCCCUGCUGCCCCUGACUCCCUUCCCUGGGAAGCUGGAGCAGGCAGGAACCAAGGCAUCUCUUAGCCCUCUGCCUUCCUCACAGCGAGGGGGUGUCCUGCCCCACGGCCUCAUCCCCACCACCCCUUGCCCCCCCCCAGCACCGAAGGCUGUACCCACUCGAGACCGCUCCGGCCACUGCUCGCCGCAGGGGAAAAGUGGAGCCUGGGGUUUUCCACCCGCUCUUCAUCGCUCUGGAUUGUGGCCGGGGAUCCGGCUGGGGUCUGGGGGGUCCCGUCACGAGAUGUACCAGAGUUUAGCCAUGGCAGCUAACCCCGGCCCUCCAACAUACGAGGGGGCAGGUGGCUUCAUGCACAGCGCGGCCGCAGCGUCCCCCGUCUAUGUGCCCACCACGAGGGUCACCUCCAUGCUCCCCAGCCUGCCUUACCUCCAGAGCAGCGGCUCUUCCCAGCAAGGCAGCCCAGUCUCCAGCCACUCCAUCUGGACUCAACCCGGAGCCGAAAGCGCCGCUUACAACCCCGGAUCUUCUCACCCCCCUGUGUCACCUCGGUUCUCCUUCUCCACCAGCACCCCCAUCCCUGCUACCUCUUCCCGGGAAGCUGCAGCGGCUUAUAGCAGCUCCUUGAACCUUUCUGCUAACGGGAGGGAGCAGUACAGCCGGGGUUUCGGCAGCUCCUACUCCAGCCCUUACCCAGCUUACAUGAGUCCUGAAAUGGCCACCACUUGGACUUCUUCACCCUUCGACAGCCCCAUGCUGCACAACCUGCAGAGCCGAGGGACGCCCGCAGCCGCCCGGCACGCCAACAUAGCAGAAUUUUUUGAUGAUUAUUCAGAAGGGCGAGAAUGUGUCAACUGUGGGGCCAUGUCCACCCCACUCUGGAGGAGAGAUGGCACGGGGCACUACCUCUGCAAUGCCUGUGGGCUCUACCACAAGAUGAAUGGCAUCAACAGGCCCUUGUUCAAACCUCAGAGGAGGCUGUCGGCUUCCCGCCGCGUCGGCCUCUCUUGUGCCAACUGCCACACGACCACGACCACGCUCUGGCGCCGGAACGCCGAGGGAGAGCCCGUCUGCAACGCCUGCGGGCUCUACAUGAAGCUGCACGGGGUUCCAAGGCCUUUAGCAAUGAGAAAAGAGGGCAUCCAGACGAGGAAGCGCAAGCCGAAGAACCUUAACAAAACAAAGACACCAGCAGGUCCAUCCAGCAGUGAGAGCCUUACUCCAACCACCAGCUCCACCAGCAGCAGCAGCAGCACCACAACCACUGAGGAGAUGCGCCCCAUAAAAACAGAACCUGGGCUCUCAUCUCAUUACGGGCACCCCAGUGCAAUUUCUCAGGCAUUCUCAGUCUCUGCCAUGUCUGGACACGGGUCAUCUAUCCACCCUGCGAUUUCAGCUCUGAAGCUUUCCCCACAGGCUUACCAGUCAGCUAUCAGCCAGUCUCCACAAACCAGCUCCAAACAGGACUCCUGGAACAGCCUGGUGUUAGCUGAUAACCAUGGGGACAUCAUAACUGCGUAACCUGGUCUUCCAUCCAUGAACUUCAGGCUGAUCUGCUUGAGAGAUGAAGAAGAUGCUGUGUAAUCAUCAAGUCAAUGUUGUUUCCCACCUCCUUUCUUCUCCUGCCUUCUCUCCCCUCGUGAGAUGUUCCAGCAAAGAGAUAAAGAGGACUUACCUGAGGUGCAGGAGAGCUCUUACACAACAAACAGAGAAGACUCAAAUCUCAAAGUAACUAAUAGAUUUGAAGCCUUUUUUCCCCACUUCAAAUGAGCCUCUCUAUUUGAUUGUCACCAACUUCUAUAAAAUAGUCAGAAAUACAAAGACGGACACAGUUCUUGAGUUUAUUAAAGUAUCUGACAUUUAAGGCUCAGACAAUGGUGGAGCAGAGACACUUUUUUUUUUUUUCUUCUGUCAGCAUCUGUUAUUUUCCAGACUAGGAGAAAAUGCCACCAUCUUCUCAUUACCCAAAUUCAGUGAUCUUCCAUCAAAUGAAGCCAGUUCCAGAACAGUUUGUUGAACAGACUUCACUAGACAUCUUGUGGUGGCUGUAGUGGAUUUUAUAUGAUCUAGGACAGAGAAAAAGAGAUCCUUCCCCACACUCAUCCUCAGUUCAUACAUCUAGAGCAUUGUCUUCAUUUUCCUAGGUGGUCUGAAAAGCUAAUGAAUGUCUGUAUUUAAUAGUAACUCCUUUCCUAUUUAUCAUUACAAAAUCAUGGGACUGUGUUUCCAAAAAGUUGUUGCCUGAGCCUGGAGAAAGUCUGUUCAAAGUCAAAGAGAGAUUUUGGAAUGAGGAACCUUGUGGAAGCAGGUAGAGAAGACCCAUAUUGGUCAUCAAAUCCUGGAGGAAAUCGCUGGGCUCUUCCCUUGUGGAUAGCUACAAGCAAGGCCUAGAGGUUAUUCAAUAGCACAGCAAGUGACAGAUGCUCUUCUAAUGCUGCUGUGCCAUUGCUUCUGAGACAGUUAAUUUAAUUAUUUUGCAAACUUUUUGGUUGGUUUUGAUGUCAUAGAUGAAAUCUGACUGUGAUUUAUUGCUGGCUGUACUGUGAGGGCCCACUUUCCCCCUCACAGCUCAGGACCAUUUCACAUGUCUAAGCCUUCAGGAUUUCACCUUUCUCACCAAGCAAAGGCUUCAGCUUCUAAUGGGGCAGGCAGGGGAUGUUUUCUUUACCAAGCAUGUGCAUAGACUUGCUUGCCUGCAAGAGAAGGAAAACUGCAUUCAUGCAUGAGUAUUAACCAAGACCUGUGUUUUUCUUGCCCAUAAAGCUCUCAGCAACCAGGGGAUCUUAGCAAAUGGAGUUGGAAGAGAUGCUGAGAGCUCACUGACUCAUUCCCCUUUCCCAAAGGGAUCAAUCCUACGUAACCUCACCCUGGCUGCUCUUUCUCUAGCAUGUGCUUAACAAACUCCAGCACCAUAGGUGCCACAGCUCUCCUGUGCAGUCUCAGUGCUUCACCAGCUGCUUGCCAUGGUGUUCUCAUCAACAUUUCUGAAGAGGGACAGCUUUGCCUCUCCAGGCAGAGAAUUUCUGGGAGAGUUCAUCCUACAAGAUUCUCCACUCUUGUUUCUUUCAUUCCCAAACUGUUACUCUUCUUGGCUCCUCAGCUCCCCUCUUUCCUCCCUGCAUCCAGAACCCAAGUUAACAGAACUACCAAGUGAAAAUCUAGAAGAGGGAUUUUGCAUCCCCCCUAAAUGUGCCACCCUCUGUUUAACACCCACUGUUUAACAUUACCGAAAAGAAUGUUUCCACCCAAGCACCAAGAUACAUGCCUUGGUGAAGAGGACAGACAUGUUUGAAACAAAAGAAUGGCACCGUAUUGUCUUGGUUUGAACUCGCAAUUUUCCUCCUAAUGUUAGAAAAGCUUCUCUAAGGAGAAGGACUCAACUGGACUGGUUAUGGUAAAGACUGGGACUGGAGUCACAGUAGAGACCUGGACGCUUCCAUACACUUCCCUGUGCUCUGUGUAACUCAGAUGUGCAGGGUUUUGGAGAAGUGACAGAGCCUCUACACUCCCCAGGCAAAACCACCAUGGCAGUGAUGCCAUGGGAAUAGCUGGAUGGUGUUUGCAUCAGAGUUUCCUCUCUGUCUUGCUGAGCUAAUGUAGGGUCUAGCCUCAUUAGUGUUAAUUACAGCCAAGGAAAAGAAACAGUAACAAAACCAAAUUAAAUCAUGUUGUUCUGCUCAAGCCUCGUAGGCUGCAGAGAAGAGGCUAGAAAUAGUCCUAAAAAUGUGAAUUUGGGCUGAAAUCAUAAAGCCAUUUUCCCCCAGACAUGCAAGUCUUUAGCCAGCCUCCUUGAACUAUAUUUCCUGCCUGUGACUGAGAAGCAUGCACCAUAAUGAUGCCCCUUGGCUAAUGCACAUGUUUGGGAUAUCCUGGACAACCUGAGAGGGAGGGAAGAAGGUGGUCUCCAGGAGAGGAGCUAAGGUCCAGACCAACCACAUGCUCCAUUUCUUAUUCUAUCUAGAUGCUCCCGGAGGCCCCAUCCACCUUGCUUUAUUCCUGUGCUCCUCCUCAAACACAAACUCCCUAGCUGAAUUUUUCUCCUGCCCUUAGAAGACACUCCAAGGUGCUAUAAAGGAAUCUGCUAGCAGGAAAACCUCUGCAAGACACAGCUUGCCCUAUGCUCCCUCAGGUUAUCUAAACGACCCUGGUAGAGAUUUGUUAACUGGUUCUCAGCCUUCCUCAAGGACUUAAAAAAAAUUAUUGAAACACAGUGAGGGGUAUUUACCAGGACCCUGGUAACAGGAUGAUAAGUCUGCUUUAAGAUGAGGCUCUGGGGGCUGUGAGGACAAUCUGGCUCUCUUUAGCAGAAUAAAUUAGGUCUCCUGUGUGAUGCACUCUAGGUGACCCUGCUCUGGCAGGGGGGUUGGACUAGAUGAUCUUUCGAGGUCCUUUCCAACCCCUAUGAUUCUAUGAUUCUAUGAUUCUAUGAUUUUGCCCCUCCUUUUGCACCUCAAGCAGUAGAAGUCAAGAUGCACCUAGUUCUGUUCUUCUUUUCAGUCACCCAAAACUGUGGUAGAGCUAUUGUUGGUCCAAGAGCAUUUGCCAUAUUCUGGACAACACUGAUACCAAGAUAGUGAGAGGCUGAGCUCAGACUGAGCACCAUUAUGGUAGGUGUUGCACAAACACACCACAACAGAUGGGUCCUGUCCUAGGGAGUUUGUAACAAUAGAAUUACAGAGCAAUUUAAGUCAGAAGGGACUAGAUCAGGUGUCUCAGGUCCCUGCUCAGGCAAGUUUUAAAUAUCUCCAAGAAUAUAAAUCCUACAGCCUCUCUGGGUUCCUGAUCCAGUGUUUGACCACCCUUACGGUGGAUUUUUUUUUUUUUCCCAAAUAAAUGUUAGAUAUUAAUGAGAAACAAAAUCAUUGGUAAAUCAAUUGCUUUGCCUUGGGGAUUCCCAAAAAAUGAGUCAUUUCAGGAGACUGAAUGUUGGAUCCGAUCCCAGGAGUCACAGACAGCCCCUUCUUGCAGGUAGGAGCUGGGAUGGCCAACACAGGAUGACAAACACCAGAAGUGACACACUAAGGAAUUCUCACAUGACAAGAGAAUAGAAGGGCAACCAGUUUCAGGAGACUCAGCUCAUUCUAGCAAGAGGGGCAAUUAAAAAAAUUCUGAGUUCCAUCUGAGCUUUGCUUUCCUUCCCCCGAUGGCAUUUAGAGCCUGCUUUGCUAAUGAAAUUAGAUACAAUUAUUAAAGACUCAUUAAGACUAGAUAAUUAUUGCUAUUAUUGCAAUAAUUUAGUCCAUUGCAGCAUGGCUAGAUAGUGAGGACCAUACCAGGCCAGAUCCUUCACAAGUGCAGGACCAAGAACCAUUCCUGCCCUUGGGAGCAAGAGGGAAGGGCCCUGUCCUACAAAACCCUUAGACACAUGUAACAUACAUUUGUGGGACUUGGUCCUUUAGAGGUCAUCAUCAACAUGUGCAGAUUUUGAUGUCCAGUCCAAGGCUUUGCAGCACAAGGUUUGAUGGUGCCAAACCAGACCUUUGCAAUGGCUUAGUGGUCACCAGGGUGAGAUGGGCAGAUGAGAACCAAGAUGGGGAGCCAAAGGGGUAAAAAGGUCAUUUCACCAUCUCUAAAUGUCUUUCCUCGUUAUGGAAGUGCAAUACCUUGAAUCACUUCAGCUAUUAUUUUGCAAAUUUAUCAAAAGACACCCUUCUUUUUCUUGCAAUCUUAUGGGCUGGCUGGAGAGGGUGCAAUCAGAAGGAGCUCAGGAAUUAUCUAAAUGAGCUUUAAAACCAAUCAUCAACUCUUAAUGUAACAUUGAAGCUGUGACUACGUCAGGGGUGGUGUUUUGUUUUGCUUUUUUUUCUCUCCAUGUAUAAAUUUGAAGCUCCCCAGGCCAUCUGGGAAUUUGCCAUGGAAACAGACACCUAUUUUUAAGGGGGAGAAGGAAACCAACCAACUGAACAAGCUGUAAUUAUUUAAAGAUGUAAAAAAUAUAUAUUAUGAAGUAGUAUGGCUAUCAAUCCACUUAUCUUCUACACCUUUAGAACUAAUGGAAAUAAAACAAUUAUAAUAAAACCAGAA
Molecule: messenger RNA, 6197 nt
Organism: Apus apus (common swift)
Lineage: Eukaryota; Metazoa; Chordata; Aves; Apodiformes; Apodidae
Gene: GATA4
Product: GATA binding protein 4
Exons: 7
Coding region: 459-1694 (411 amino acids)
Biological process (GO): cell fate commitment; positive regulation of transcription by RNA polymerase II; negative regulation of transcription by RNA polymerase II
Cellular component (GO): nucleus
Molecular function (GO): zinc ion binding; DNA-binding transcription factor activity, RNA polymerase II-specific; RNA polymerase II cis-regulatory region sequence-specific DNA binding
Source: RefSeq, a predicted model, not a curated record